Messenger RNA from Pseudocercospora fijiensis CIRAD86, 684 nucleotides. RefSeq lists its product as uncharacterized. NCBI's taxonomy places the organism in Eukaryota, Fungi, Ascomycota, Dothideomycetes, Mycosphaerellales, Mycosphaerellaceae. Bases 1 to 684 code for a protein of 227 amino acids. Gene Ontology annotation, molecular function: zinc ion binding; oxidoreductase activity, acting on single donors with incorporation of molecular oxygen. The transcript has 2 exons. The record is from RefSeq and is a predicted model, not a curated record.
AUGAUGUUGGGAGAGCAAUCAGAGUCUGCAGAUUACUGGAAGAAGGCCGGCGACGAAGCACUUGCAAAUGGCAUCAAAGGUGUGAUCAUGAUGGGUGCGCAUUGGGAUACCACUGGAGAUGUGAUCGAAAUUGCCAUGAACCCAAAGCCUGGCAAGUCACCCGUUGCAUUUGUCCACCCUUCGAAGUACGUCGACUACAAGCUGGAACCAGAUCUCCCUACCGGCGAGCGCUGCAUGAGAAUCCUCAAAGACGAAGGCUUCAACUGCCCGCCGACAACGAUCCUUUCAAUGAACGCUCGCUUCGACCCACACUUUCACAUCAAGGUCGGAAGCACAUUGAGACCGCUUCGAAACGAAAACCACCUACUCAUCGGCACGGGAGGUGCCGUGCACAUUCUCUUCCGCAACGUGUGGGAGCCUAUGCUCAACUUUCGCAACAACUUUGCACAGCCCACACCGCCCGAGGGUUGGGCUUUGGAGUUUAGACAAAGUGUUGAAGAUUGCUUUCAGAAUAAUCGGGGCCCGGCGUUGAGACGGGCUGUCACGAGAUUGAUGAAGCAUCCUCAGGAUCGCGAUGCACAUGCUACGGAUGAUCAUUUCAUGGCUGCGUGUUUUGUUACUGGUGCUGCUAGGGACUGGGAGGAUGAGAUAGAGGAGAAAGGAAGGCUUCUUACUAAGACGUAG